This is a messenger RNA of Fusarium verticillioides 7600, 1840 nucleotides long. RefSeq lists its product as hypothetical. The record is from RefSeq and is a predicted model, not a curated record. The coding region runs from base 280 to 1731 and encodes 483 amino acids. The transcript is spliced from 3 exons. NCBI's taxonomy places the organism in Eukaryota, Fungi, Ascomycota, Sordariomycetes, Hypocreales, Nectriaceae.
ACCUUUUCUCACGCACCAAAGUCCCUCCAAAUCUCCGCUCCCGCUGCAACGCGAUGCUGGGUAAAAAGUCCAAUGGACGCCCAUGUGAAGCUGGGCCGCUGGCUGCUUCGCCUUGGCCCUCUCGGAUACCAUUCUCUUUCUGUCAGCGUCACUUUCGCUUCUAGUCUUACGCUUUGCUUUGAUGGACGUGCCGGUGUUUGUUAGCUGACGAGGCUGGAGCCUGUGCCUCUUUUUCUUUCCAUCUCGACGCCAUUCUCUCGAUAUCUGACGAUAAUCGACAUGCCUCGCUCGGCGAUUGCGGUUGCGUGCCUUUUGGCAAGACCGGUAGCUGGUUUGGCUGGAUGGUGGACUUGGUCGCCCUACACUCUGACACCGCAUUUCGCAUACCAAGACCCGGGAUCUGGUGAUAUUCUGCACAGCUCGUGCAAUAGCAAUGGAUCGGCUUCCUUUUCGACAAAAAACCCAAACAAAUUUCCGCUCAAGGAGCAACCCAAGGCCGCGACACCGCUCGCUAUCUCAGGAUGGUGGGACGACGACCUCAAUACGCCAAUCGCCUCCGUAUUCUACCAGAAUGCCGACGACGGGAUCGUGAAUGCGUACUUGAUAUGCGACAACACAACAGGCAAUUACAAGCUCGACACCGAUGGCCAAGAGGUCGUUUCCGACUCGGCUGGGCUGCCCUCAGUGAACGAAAAGACUGGAUUGGCGGUCGCAGAACUUGGAGACUCAGGCGGCUCCCGAGUCUACUACCACGACGAAGAUGGACGAGUCAACCUCCUCGCAUACGAUGACGAUACCGAUUGGCGAUACGAUGGUCCGGUUUCGCUGAAGAAGCCGGGUGGUAUGACGAUAGCGGCUGUACAAACAAAGGGCACCAACGUUUCGGUAGUGUAUCCUUACGAUAGCAAGGACAUUGUUGUUGCUCGCUACAAUAACAAUAACAAGAGCAAAUGGCGCCUAGAAUCCUUCCCAACGCCGUUCGAUAGCCCAGCGCCGACGAAUGCGACCGAGCCUUCCGAUAUUCGACUCGAUACAUCAACAGCGGCAUCGCUCACUCUCCCCUCCUACGACAAUUCUGCCGUUGAUCUAGGCAUUGCGAACCAAGCUGGCAAGGGAUUGACAGUGUUUUAUAUUGGCAAAGACUCUCAGUUACACGCGAUAACACAUAAGAACGGCGAUUGGGCAGAGGAGGACAGUCCCGGGAAGAAGAAAUGGCCUGAAGCAGACGACGCUUCCGCGCGCUUGGCUGUUGUUUCACCGCUGGACUCAGACGAGAUAUGGGUAUACUACAUGAGCGGCGAUAAGAUCCAAGAGCUACACAAAUCUGAUGGUGGAUCUUGGGACAAUGCGCAAACACCAUCGUCAAAUAACUCUGCGGACAGCGACUCGGGAUCUGAAGGCGGCGACGAGGCAACAAGCACAGGCGGUAAUUCUGGCGCAAAAGAGACAGAUAGCGCCACAUCUGAUUCAGAUACGGGAGGAAUGACAGCUGGAGCAAAGGCUGGUGUUGGCGUUGGAGUCAGCGUGGGUGUGCUUGCAAUUGCUGCUGGUGCGUUUUUCUUCCUGCGCCGAAAGCGUCAGACGCCUGUUGACAGCGAGCGUAAAGGGUCGGCUGAGCUGGCUACUUAUCAUCCUGUUGAGCUGCCGACCGAGGUGCAUGAGCCGCAGGAGUUGUCGGGGAUACAGAACCAACAGUAUGAGCUGCUUGGCGACACGAGGAGGAGGACGUAGAGCAGUAUCUAGUUGAGUCCGCAAUACCAUGCCUUGUUUGAGCCACAGUAAACCGUGAUGGCUCUCCAUUGACCUUAUCCCCGCAUCAAUUAUCUUGUCAGCUGCCACU